AUGACAGUAAAUCUGAUUAGAUGUGGAAGUGUGAUUAUUCGAAUGACAACAUGUAGUUCAAACCAGAAUCUUAGUGCAUUGCUUAAAAGUCCAAGACAUGCUUCAUUAUGUGUCAGAUCUUUGACUGGAGAUAGAAAAUCUGAAGAUGAUUAUUUCAAACUGGAACUUUGUUCUGAAGAAAACAAUCAAGACAAUCAUGACUACAAAGAUUUGGUUCAUAGAAUGCAUCUCUUUCCAGGCAUAAGAAAUCAAGUUGUUAUUGUUCAGCCAUUUGUGAAAUGGGGACCCAAAAAAAAUGAAUUAACAACUCCAGAUUUAAUGUUGGAAGAAGCAAAAGCCCUUAUUGAUUCUCUCCCCAACUGGAAAUGUAUUGAUACACUGAAAGUUCCAGUAGAAUCCCUUGAAAAGAAAAAUGUUUUUGGUAGUGGCCAGUUCGAAAGUUUGCAGAAAAAAAUCGUAAAAAAUCCCAAUAUAUCGGCAGUUUUUGUCAAUGUUAAUCUUCUCCGAGGGAUUCAACGAAAAGAGUUGACGACAGCCUUCAGAGUUCCCAUUUAUGACCGAUACUCAAUCGUGUUGCAAAUCUUCAAAGAAAGGGCCAAAACAAGGGAAGCUAAACUUCAAGUGGCUUUUGCUGAAAUUCCAUACCUGAGGUCUUGUUUAGUCGGUCUCCAAAAAGGAUCAAAAGGUGACGGGAGGGGAAGCGCAACAAUUGUAGGAGAUGGGGAAUCAUAUUAUGAUUCUAAGCUUCAUUUGCUAGAAAGGAGAGAGCUUAAAAUAAAAAAAGAGUUAGAAAAAAUGCACAAGAAGCGUGCGCUUUUAAAAUAUGAAAGAAAGAAGAGAGAAUUCCCGGUUGUUGCAAUAGUAGGAUACACCAAUUCGGGGAAAACAACUUUAAUUAAGUCUUUAACUGGUGAUUCAAAUAUGCAACCUCAGGAUGGCCUUUUCGCUACUUUGGAUGUAACUGUUCACGCGUUCAAGUUACCUUGCAACUUGACGGUAUUACUGGUAGACACAGUAGGGUUUAUUUCCAAUAUACCCUUGAAUUUGAUUGCUGCCUUUAAAGCUACCCUGAAUGAUGCCAUGGAUGCUGAUAUGAUAAUACAUUUACAAGAUGCGAGUCAUCCCGAUAAAGAAAAUCAAAUUGCAGCAGUUAACGAUACGCUUAAGCAAUUAAACAUUGAUUCAGCUAAACCUAUCUUUCAGGUAGAGAAUAAGAUCGAUAAAAUCAGACCGGAAAACGUUUCCGCUUCAUGCUUACAAAUUAGUGCCCAAUAUGGAACUGGAUUGGAAGAAAUGAUUGAAUUAAUUCAGACCAAGUUAUUAGAAGUUACCAACCACAAGCUUUUAAGGUUAAUGGUACCUAGUGGUAGUUCCGAAUACAGCUGGUUACAUAAGGAAGCUACUGUAGUUGACUAUUCUCACACUGAAAAUCCUCAGUAUUUAAUUCUUGAUGUUUUGAUAACACCUACUGUUUUUGGAAAACUUCGUUCCAAUUACCCUGACAUUAGAAUUUUAAAUAAAUGAAAAAUUGUUUCACUUUCAGUUGGCUGUAUUUUUAACAAAUACACAGUGAUUAAGAGCGGGGUCUUUCCUUCUUCUCCUUGUACAGGGCCAAAAGGGAAACAUUGGCAACUUUCACUACCUUGAAACGAACACCUAAGACAGAAUAUUGUCAGACAACAUAUAGGAAAAAUACUACUUCCUACAUACCCGGAAUAUCACCAACGGCGUGGCCUUUACGACCGAAACCGGCAACCAAAACUUCGUCGUUCUCUUCAAUGAAAGUCAAGCAACCAUCAUUAGGGACGAAAGCUGUGAUUUUCUUGCCAUUCUUGAUGAGCUGGACACGGACACACUUGCGGAUGGCAGAGUUAGGCUGCUUAGCCUCAACACCACUGCAAACAGAUGUUACUUCAGUUUUAAAAAAUCUUUCAUGAGUUAAAUAGAGGAACAUACACUUUCUCAAGCACAAUUCCCUUUGCAUGUGAGGCACCACCGAAAGGAUUAGCCUUCCACCUAGUACCAAGGUGAGCUUUUUUAUAUUCCUUGUCGUGCCAUCUUUGCUCACGACGAUGGUUGACAUGCUUGCGAGCAGUGCGCAAUCCUCGUGGUUUACCUAAAAUUGUAAUAAAAUCAUUAGUACUUUGUUAUUAGUCCCAAGAUGGCGGACUAUACAGCACGUGUAUAUCAAAUGGCAAUAAUUUUACUAGCAAGCUAAUGCUUAACAUCAUUAAGAAUGUUGUUUUGUACAUAAUAUAGGAGAGCAUAUGCGCCAUUACCAAAAAAUGAACAUGAAAAAUCAAAAUUAGCACAAAAGCUAUCAUUUAUACAUAAUGAAAUAACCGGUACUCACCCAUGAUUAUUAGUCAGUGCUAGAGGAUAGCUGACAUGAAAGAGAAUUCUGAGCGUUUUCGUCGAAGAAGGAAGACCUAGCGUUGCCAAGUUACAAAUUAAUACAACAGCACAACACAUUGUCUGCUUGAAUCGAUUCAUUUGAAAAAUUGUAACAAAAAUUAUUUAUCCGUGUUGGAAAUAUUUGCUUUAAAUAUGAAUAAUUUUUCCAUCCACAAGUUAAUUUUUCUUAUUGUUCACUUUUACAGUUUGGCAUUUGUGAACGUAGAACUACUAGCAGACGCCAUUAGCUUAACUUUUUAUUUGCAAACUCCAGAUCAUUUGGGUGGUCGAGCGCAGUGCCUAGUUUCAAAGCAUUUGCACUAUCAAACAAGGGAAGAAUAGAAAAAUGUUUAUAUUAUAUUUCCGUGUAUGAAAAUUCAUCAUUAUGAGUUUAGUGGCAAAAAUAACAUUAGCAUCGUCGAUCGUUUUAAGUGCUGGAAUAGUUUUCUACGUACACCACAAGCAGAACCUGGAUCG
Daphnia magna is the source of this 2871-nucleotide messenger RNA. RefSeq names its product putative GTP-binding protein 6. The transcript is spliced from 8 exons. The record is from RefSeq and is a predicted model, not a curated record. Bases 1 to 1524 code for a protein of 507 amino acids. Lineage: Eukaryota; Metazoa; Arthropoda; Branchiopoda; Diplostraca; Daphniidae. Gene Ontology annotation, molecular function: ribosome binding; GTP binding. Gene Ontology annotation, cellular component: cytoplasm.